This is a messenger RNA of Magnolia sinica, 1846 nucleotides long. RefSeq lists its product as uncharacterized. The transcript is spliced from 7 exons. Lineage: Eukaryota; Viridiplantae; Streptophyta; Magnoliopsida; Magnoliales; Magnoliaceae. The record is from RefSeq and is a predicted model, not a curated record. The coding region runs from base 358 to 1746 and encodes 462 amino acids. Gene Ontology annotation, molecular function: DNA binding.
CUCGACUCUUUUCUCCAGUAGGAGAAAAUCCUCCGACACGUAUCGGUACGUGUCCCGAAUCCCGAGACUCGAAAUGUCGGAAAACCUGAAUCUGAAAUCCCUUUCCUCAGCUACUUAAGAACCAGAACUCUUGCAAAAGAUGAUUUCCAUUUCUCGUGAGACGGACGGUAGCGAAGACGAUCAGGCGGGCGUCAGAUUCCGGUGGUGAUUUCGCCUGAGAAGUCAGAUGCCUUCGGAAAUUUCGGCCGAGGAGUCGCCUGAAUGGCUGCCGGACGGCUGGAUUGUGGAGGUCCGUACGAGGAAGGGCGGUUUCUCAGCUGGAGCCAAAGACAAGUACUACAUUGACCCAACAAUGCAAUGCAAAUUCCGUUCCAAGGACGAGGUCCUUCGCUAUCUUGCAAAAGGAAAGCCCGGCAAGCUCAUGUCCCAACCGAUGUCUGUGCCAACUAUAUCUGUGCCAACGAUGUCUGUGCCAUGCAGAUGGAAGGUUCACCAAAAUGGUUGCCUAUGGGCUGGACUGUGGAGAUCAAAACCCGAAAGAAAGGUAGAAGACUAGGAUCCAGAUACAAGUGUUACAUUGACCCAAUAGAUGGAUACAAAUUCUAUUCCAAGCAAGACAUUUUUCGCUAUCUUGAGACUGGAAAGCGUGGCAGACAAACACCCAGAAGGAAGAAAAAAAGCAUAAGAUUGCUCUCCACAGACAACAAUUGCACUAUGGGAAGUUCACUGACCUGCCUGCCUCCAUGGUGGAAUGUGGAAACCAAAUUUGAAAAGAGAUUUUCGAUGGACGGAUUCCAAAUAGUCACGCCUCCUAGUGGAGCCGAAAGACAGAAAUUAGCAAAUACCACAGUAAGGAGAUGCCUUUUGGGGAGCUAUAGCUUGAUUUCGGAUGGAAGGAUGUCACAACAGAUUAGCGGAAUGCUUUGGGAAGAGCGGCCACUACAACUUACUAACCAUGGUAUUAAUCAGUGUUGGGAUGGCAGUGGGCCGAGUUGGUGCGCACCUCGAGAUGCUGAUGACUUAAUGCAGGCAAUGAGGGGCGCCCAAGCCACCCAGCAGGAAAAGCAGCCUUUUAAAUUGGAUGAGAAGAAGCAAUCAGAAUUCAAAGAUAGUAAGCCAUUGGAGAGUAGGCCGCUGCUGGAACAUGAACACAAGGUGUUGUGGGAGCAGCAGUCAAUGGAAUCAGCUGAUCAGAAUUCAUCACAGAUCAUGUUGUGGGAGAAGCAGUCGAUGGAACCGGAUAAUAAGAAUUCAUUACAGAAUGCAGCGCUGUUGGAAUCAGAAGACAGGUCGAUGUUGGAAUUUGGGGUGGAAAAGUUCAAGACAGAGAGGGCCCCACCACUCCAAUCAAGGAAACACAGAGCUGAAAAACAGACCAUUCUGCCUUGCCGGGCAUCAAGACGGUUGGCUGGUCUCAAAGCUGACCCAGCACCAGAGCCCACAGUCCCUGAUCAAUCUUGUAGGCCAUUGUCAAAAUGGCCCACUUUGCCUGAAGUGGACACUGCCCCUUGUGCUACUGAAGGAAUGGAAGUGCCAAAAGCAAAGUUCAAACCUGAAGAGCCAGAAUCUCUGCUGACAUUUCCGUCCGAGGAUUUGUGGCAGGACCCAUGUCUUGAAUUUGCAUUCAAGAUGCUUACGGGUGCAAUUCCGGUGGCGGAUGAUAAUUUAGCAAUCCAAGACUACUUCCAGCAGCAGCUACGGGUGGCCCAAUCUCGGAUACCAGCUGGGCUCCAAACUCCAAGCUAAGAUUUUCUUCCGGCGUGGCAACGACAGCUGCUUAUGGCGUUUUUGGGAGGAGAAAUGAUCAGACAGGCAUUUUGAACUUUCAAUUGCCUUCUUUCUCCAA